This is a messenger RNA of Paramisgurnus dabryanus, 1641 nucleotides long. Its product is annotated as butyrophilin subfamily 2 member A2-like. Gene Ontology annotation, biological process: immune response; positive regulation of T cell proliferation; T cell costimulation. NCBI's taxonomy places the organism in Eukaryota, Metazoa, Chordata, Actinopteri, Cypriniformes, Cobitidae. The record is from RefSeq and is a predicted model, not a curated record. Gene Ontology annotation, cellular component: external side of plasma membrane.
GCAGAACCAGGAGGAUCACUAAGAGAGUGUUAGUUGUAUGAUGUUUUUUUUAUUAUGCUACGCUGUAGACUACUCACACAUUUGAUCCUGAAUGUUCAACCACCGCAGAAAGGACACCCAUCUGGCACACUGAGGCACAGAUUUCCAAUCUUUCAUCCCAAACUGACUAUAUGGGCCAUGAAAAAGAGAUUGAUGUCAACACUCUUGAAGCUAUCAAACAAUUUCAUACCAUGAGCAGCAACACUGGAUAUGAUCGUGGACACCUGAACCUCAACAGCUUCUAAUGCAAUGACGGCCAUAAGGCAACGUUUACACUGACCAAUGCAGUACCCAUGGAUGCUUGUUUCAACCGUGUCUACUGGAAGAGUUGGGAGAUGCCUCUGAGGAGUGAUCUUGAUUUGACAACAGUCUACAUUAUCACAGGUGGGGUACCCUGAUGAAAAUGUACGAAUACCACAAAGAUACUCUGGAGUUUCAUGUUCGUGGUUCAGGUCCUCUGGUUGUUCCUCUGGGAGGUUCAGUGGUUCUGCCCUGCUAUGUUGAAACACUCUUAGUAAUGGAAAGUGUGAGGGUGGAAUGGACAAGAACAGAUUCAGACAUUCUGGUUCAUCUGUUUCUGAAUGGAGAUAUUAGACCAGAGGAUCAACAUCAGGAUUAUCAUGAUAGAGCUCAUUUCUUCACUGAAGACAUUAAACAUGGAAACUUCUCACUCCUGUUGAAGAAUGUAAGAGAAGAAGAUAAGGGGGUUUAUAGAUGUAAAGUUUACAGUAACAAGGGUGCUGACAAAACUUUGGUUAAAAUAAAAGAUGUUGAAUAUUUGAUAGUGUCAGGAUCUAAUCAGUCCAUAUCUGCAUAUGUUGGUGGUGACGUCACUCUGAGCUGCUCAGUGAAGUCUCCCAUCAAACCUGAAGAGAUUGAAGAGGUUUCAUGGAAGAAAACAGAUAAAGGUGAACCCAUCACAGUUCUUCUCUAUCAAUACAAUGAAACUUUAUCAGAAUCAUCAGAUGAUCGAUACAGAGACAGAGUUGAGUUCUUCACUGAUGAAAUCCACAGAGGAAACUUCUCUCUCAGACUGAAGAGAGUCAGAACUGAAGAUAAAGGAGUUUACAUCUGUCAAGUGUUUACUGGAGAACUUUCAGCAAACACAACUGUUAUACUGGAGACACUGGGUGAGUUAUAGAAAACAAUCCAGACAAACAUAUGCUGUAUUGAUUUUUUCCAAUAGUAGAAGAAAUGGCUAUUUACAGUAAAGCUCCCAUAACACACACUGUUUCUGCAUAUCUAAUGUCAAUCUGGAGCACCUAUAGAGUAGUAUUUCAUCCUUCAUAUCUUCAUAUAGUCUUUAGUUUGAUCAGAUUUCUAAGACAGAUCAGCUCUAGCGAUUCUUUCCGAUAACAUAUGAAAAAACUUUGGAAGUUACGAGCUGCGGGAGAAGUGAGUCACGAGGCAAGCAACACUUUAUACAACCCUGGAUAACUUAUGAUUCACUACAUGUGCGGGACAUUUACAUUGUAUGCAUUUAUGCGCCGAUUUCCAACAUAACACAGAAGUCUUACUUACCACAUGCAACUCUUGAGACUUUCAAGUGUUAAACUAACACACACGCAAAACUCCCCUGCUACCCCUGAAACUUUUACGACC